UUGCUGAUAAGGAUGGAAGACCGAGGUCAAUUAUCAGCUUGGCUUAGUAUAAAAAACUAAAUCAUAAUUCAGUCGGUGUUUUAUGUUUCACUGAGAAUGAAGUGUCUUCAAGCGGCGAUCACGUUAGGCUUUUUAGUGCAACUGCAUGCUGUCAGGUUGUUGGAGCCAAGGUGUCUCACUACAAACACACUCAAGGAGCUGGGCGACACCGCUCCAUGGAUGGCCAGUAUAAGUAACCGGAACGGCUUCGUGUGCCAGGGCACGCUCAUUACUAGUCGGUUUGUUCUAACUGCCGCCCAUUGCGUUAAAAGGGAGAACAGCUUGUUCGUAAAAUUGGGCCUAGAAAAUGGAGUCUUCUCUUCCAGCCAAUAUGGUGUCGACAAGAUCCUUCCUCAUUUUGCAUAUUCCGAAUAUAAAUUCACAAAUGAUAUUGCUCUUCUGCGACUUCAGGAAGAUGUAAUCUUCAAUGAUUUCGUGAGGCCUAUUUGCAUUUCUCUUAAUAUGGAUAUUAAGGACGAGGUGGAGACGUUGACGGAAUUUGAAGCCUUUAGUGGCCGGUUAGCCAAAAAUGAUACCCUGAAACCCAUGGCUCUGGACCGUUCAGACCGUUCCGAAUGCGUUUCAGAUUUCGGUUUUGUUGUUGGUGAUAGCCAAAUUUGCGCUGGAUGCAUAAACGGUGAUAUCUGCAACCGAGACACGGGGGGUCCAUUGGUGCGGAUGAUUAGCAUCAGAAAAUAUCUCUGGUAUGGCGUCGUUCAAUUGGGAAUUGCAAGUUUCGUAGCAGACUCGUGCAAUGGGCGUGUGGUCUUCACUGACGUGAUUAGCUAUGUCGAUUGGAUUGAGUUUAAAAUUGAAGAAAAUUCUGAAGAAAGUACAGAGCCAGACAAUAAUGUCAGACCUCCUAACCCAAUUCAGACGUCCACGGAAACCCCACAGGAGCAAGUACAAUUUCUUAACAAUGAUUGUGGAGAAUAUACAAAUGGAAUCCAUCCGUGGUCCGUCAAAAUCUAUUGGAAUGGGAUUAUGACCAAGGGCACGGUUAUCAAUGAACGCUUCCUUUUGACGAAGGCCCAAGAUAUGUCGGACGACCCAAACGCCAUAGAAGUGACUAUGGUGGAUUCGACAGGAUCCUAUGAGUUUCUAGUGGAUAUGGUGCUCAAACAUCCAGAGUAUCAGGCCGGAUAUGAGAACGAUAUAGCGUUGUUGCGUUUGAGCAGUCCCCUUCCAUCGACUGUAAAACCCAUCUGCCUCAUCAUCAACCCUGAAUAUAAGAAAAAGAUGGCUGACCUAAAGUAUAGCUUUAUUAUUAAUGAAAAUAAUAAUGCCUUAAGAAAAGAAGUUGGCCGACUUACUUCCGACCAAUGUGCGACAAGAAUCGGAAAACCAAUUGAUCAGAAUCAGUUUUGUGUGACGAUACCUUUGGGGACCAAAUAUGGCAGUCCUGGAGACGUAAUCGGCCUAGAUUUAAACGAUGCCGGAAAGCACAUGUUUGUAAUCACCGGAUUCGCUAGCUAUUCGAGUAAUGGCAUAACAAUUGUCACAGACGUUGUAAAACAUACAGAAUGGAUUGCAGAAUCUUCCCGGAAAUACUAGU
Molecule: messenger RNA, 1594 nt
Organism: Drosophila ananassae
Lineage: Eukaryota; Metazoa; Arthropoda; Insecta; Diptera; Drosophilidae
Product: testisin
Exons: 7
Coding region: 97-1593 (498 amino acids)
Biological process (GO): proteolysis
Molecular function (GO): serine-type endopeptidase activity
Source: RefSeq, a predicted model, not a curated record